AUGCCGUCUUCGCUAAAUAUUGUUAUCUACGCUGCCGUAGGUCUCACUUUUAUAACAGCAUACAGAGCUUUUCAAUCUCGCAAGCAUCCACCGUACCCUCCAGGCCCGAAGCCACUCCCGGUGGUCGGCAAUGCACAUCAUAUGCCGACCGAGAAAGAGUGGAUUGCUUUCGCAGAUAUGGCUAAAGCAUACGGCGACAUAAUGCACCUCUCCGUUCUCGGACGUCACAUCAUUGUUCUCAGUUCUCCCAAAGCGGUUCACGAUCUCCUCGACCGUAGGAGCUCCAUCUACUCCGAUAGACCAAAAAUCACCAUGGCUGGAGAAAUAAUCGGUUACGUGGACACCAUACCUCUGCGUCCCUACGAUACUCACCAUCGCAUGGCACGCAAAUAUUUGGGCCAAGCUCUGUCCCCUCGUGAGGUGCAGGGCUGGCACAGAACGAUCCAGGACAAUAACAUGGAGUUCCUGCGUCAACUGCAUGUUUCUCCGAAUACCUUUCUUGCGCAGAUCAGGACGUUGGUAGCGUCAACAGUCCUACAGAUCUCUCACGCUCACAAGGUGACUGGAGACGAUGACUGGAUGUUGAAACUCGCAGAACGAGCCGAUCACGAAUUCAGCAUAGCGAGCACGCCCGGGGCAUUUCUUGUCGAUGUAUUUCCUCAGUUGAAAUACUUACCCGAGUGGUUCCCCGGUGCGGGUUUCAAGUGCAAAGCGAGAGAAUGGAGGAAGACCAUGGUCCAAGUCAGAGAUGAACCUUACAAGUACGUUUCGGAUCUCGUUAGAAAUGGAACCGCGCAGCCAUCCUUCACGGCCAGCCUCAUCGAGAAUAAUCCCCACCCCACCCCAGAAGAAGAAAUCGUACUCAAAUGGACAUCGGUUGCAUUCUACGCUGCAGGAGCUGAUACCACCGUAUCCGCUAUAACAUCGUUCUUCUUAGCUAUGCUCACCAACCCCGAAGUGCAACGUAAGGCCCAGGUCGAGAUCGACAAAGUUGUCGGGACUGCCCGGCUUCCUACCUUUGACGAUCGAGAGGAGUUGGUUUACUUAGAUUCCGUGCUGAAGGAGGUUCAUCGUUGGAAUCCUGUGGCGAAUCUGGGCAUUCCGCACUCGCUAAUACAAGAUGAUCAUUACAAAGGCUUCUACCUUCCCGCUGGAUCCGUCAUCAUAGCGAAUAAUUGGUGGGUGGGAAUCCUACACGACCCUGAUAUCUACCCAAAUCCGUUUGACUUUGAUCCAGCUCGUUACCUUUCCCAGCCUUCAGGACAACCCUCAACUGUGACACAGACGAAUCCCGACCCGCGAGCUUUUGUCUUCGGAUAUGGCAGGCGCAUCUGUCCAGGUCGUCAUCUCGCCGAGGAUUCGCUGUUCAUCACUGCAGCCACGAUGCUCUCGGUCUUCAACAUCCUUCCUUGCGUUGAUGAUCAUGGUAAUCCACUGAAGAAACAGGUAGAAUAUACAGGCGGAACGAUCAGCCAUCCCAAACCGUUCAAAUGUCGGAUCCAAGCAAGAUCUCCAGAUGCUGAGAGGCUCAUUUGGUAG
Molecule: messenger RNA, 1539 nt
Organism: Stereum hirsutum FP-91666 SS1
Lineage: Eukaryota; Fungi; Basidiomycota; Agaricomycetes; Russulales; Stereaceae
Product: cytochrome P450
Exons: 11
Coding region: 1-1539 (512 amino acids)
Molecular function (GO): monooxygenase activity; heme binding; iron ion binding
Source: RefSeq, a predicted model, not a curated record